AUGAAGUUGAAGGAAGUACACAGAACGUCGACCUUCGCGUGGUCGCCGUCGCCGUCGCUGCCAUUGUUGGCGACGGGCACCGUUGCGGGCGCGCUGGACGAAUCCUUCAGCAACAACGGCCAACUGGAAGUGUGGGCUCCGGACUUCUUGGACAAGAAUCAAUAUGACCUCGGAGGCGAUGGUCAGGCGGGGCCAAAAGCCUCCGUUACGACUACUUCUAGGUUCAAUCGGCUCGCAUGGGGCUAUGCAGAUGGCGCGCGGGCGCGCGGGGUACUGGUUGCUGGCAUGGAGAACGGGGAGCUAGACAUAUGGGACCCCUCUAAGAUACUAGCCAGUGCAGACCCUACUGAGUCCCUGAUCCUGCGAAACAAGACGCACACAGGCCCAAUUCGCGGCCUCGACUUUAAUCCCAUCCAAACAAACCUCUUCGCGUCGGGGGCGGUGAACGGCGAGAUCUAUAUCUGGGACUUGAAAGACCCGAGCAAACCCUACUCGCCAGGAACACGCAGUACAAAGCUCGAUGAGAUCACAGCUCUUGCGUGGAACCACCAUGUUCAGUAUGCGCUAGCUGCGUCCAGCAGUACUGGCUAUACGGUUGUAUGGGAUCUCCGAGGCAAGCGAGAAGUUGCCGCGCUCGCAUAUGGAGGUGGUGCUGGAACCCUGGCGGGCGGCAUACAAGGGCUUGGUGCUAGUGGUAUGGCCAUGGGAGGGCGAAGAGGCAUGAGUGACGUUGCUUGGCAUCCUGACAAUGCGACGCGACUUGUCACAUCUUCUGAGGAUGAUACCUCCCCCGUGAUCAUGGUAUGGGAUCUGCGCAACGCUCGAGCGCCAGAGAAGAUCCUCACCGGGCACGAGAAAGGCGUCCUGUCCUUGUCGUGGUGCAAACAAGACCCUGAUUUGUUGCUCUCGUGCGGUAAGGACAACCGGGCUUUAUGUUGGAACCCGCAGACUUCGGAGAUCAUAGGCGAGCUGCCCUCCGCAGAUAACUGGGCAUUCCAGGUCCAGUGGUGCCCCCGGAAUCCAGACCUUUUCGCGACGGCAUUCUUUGACGGCACAAUUGGCAUUCACUCGGUUCAAUCUACCAAUGAAUCGAGCGAAUCGGCGCCCGCUGCGUCACAACCUGACGCCGCCGACAUCUUUGGUGCACCGGGCUUCUCCCGCGCUUCACAGGCAACGCUUUCGCUCAAGCAUCCGCCGAAAUGGCUUCGCCGGCCAGUUUCGAGUUCAUUCGGCUACGGCGGCAAGCUUGCCAGUGUCUCAAACCUACCUUCUGCUCAGGGCAAAACGCAGAGCAGUGUCGUUCAUAUCCGCAAGGUGGUCACAGAGACUGCCGUCGUGGAACGUGCGGCGAAGCUGCAGUCGGCGGUCGAAGACGAAACGUUGAGCAACUUUACCAAGGAGAAGAGCGACCUAGAGAAUCACAAGCCCGCUGAGAUCUCUGCAAGCUGGAAAGCUCUUCUCAGCCUGUUCAAGGCCAAUUCGCGUGACGAGCUCAUCACACUUCUUGGUUUCUCGAAAGACGAAAUCGCGGCGCGUGUCGCAGAGGCGGUAGCAAACCUCACAGCAGCUUCCGAGAGGGCUGUGUCGCCUAUAGAGGAUGAUGUCACAGAGACUGAGUCCAAAGCGCCUGUGGUAUCCUUCGCAGAGCCAGAAAGCGAAGCGCGCUCCGACAGUGAAGAGGCGGGUGUAGAAGACAAUACUAAUGCGCCCCUUGCGGAUGGCGAGUCCACAACCACGGCCCCUAGUCUGUUCGGCGAUGAGUUAAUUGGCACGCCUCAAAUGGAUGCAGCUGCGGACUUCUUUGGCAGCAUUGGCACUGUGAGGGAAGCUGACGACCAUAUUCCCAUUCCUCAUACCAACUAUCCGCUUGAUUCUUCCGUGGCCGCAACAAUUGGUUCGACGGCAUCUUCGGUCGCGUCGGAGGUGCUCAAGAGCAACACGUUCAGGAUCUACCCUAAUGACGAGUCGGAGAUAGAUAGGCUCGUCACAAAGGCGCUAGUCCUUGGUGACUUCGGAUCGGCGGUGUCGUUGUGUCUUUCGACCUCCCGGUUCGCCGACGCGAUUCUGUUGGCGGCCAGGGGUGGUCCUGAGCUCCUGCAGCGAACCCAAAAAGCAUACUUCGAGCGUCAGACAAAUGCACUGCCCUACCUCCGCCUCUUCCAGUCCAUUGUCACCAACGAUCUCGAGGAUAUUGUGCAAAACGCUGACUUGCAAGAAUGGCAGGAGAUCUUUGUCGUUUUAUGCACGUUCUCCAGCCAGGAAGAGUUCUCUGGUCUAACUGAGCAGCUGGGCCAGCGUCUCGAGUUCCAGGCCAGCAUCAUCAAGGCGUCCGAAGCACUGGGUACCGAACCAAAGGCUGCUGAGUACAGAAGAAACGCUACUCUUACCUACCUCGCUGCCGGUCGCCUGGAACGACUGGUGAAUAUCUGGAUCGAGGAUCUGACUGAGGAAGAGAAGGCAUUAACGGUAGACGAGAGCCUCAACGGAUCUCGAUACACAGCGCACGCCCUUGCUUUGCAGACAUUCAUUGAAAAGGUAACCGUCUUCCGUGGCGCGAUUCACUACGAGGACGUGGACCUCACUCUGAAGACGCCUGGCGAGGAGCUUGAUGCAAGAACGUACAAACUCUCCGCACUUUAUGAUCGGUAUCUGGAGUACGCCGAUCUUCUCGCUGCACAGGGACUCGUGAAGGAAGCACUCGUCUACCUGAAGCUUACCCCAGAAGGUUACAACGGGUCUCUAGGUUCGUCCUUGAAUUUCAAGGUUGGUAGAGAUCGCCUCUCGAAGGCGGCAGCUUCCGGAGCUUUGCCACAGAGGACCGUGUCCUUACCAGCGGUCUCAUCGAAAGCGGCAGUUACCUCAUCAAGUUCUGCCUACGGUUACGCAACAUAUAACGCACCAGUCCAACAGCCGGUCGUUCCUCAGGUGCCUGUGUCGACUUCCGCGUACGCGUCGUACAAUCCUCCUGCAGUUCCUUCACAGUCGACGAAUCCCUACUUCCCCGCCCAGCCCGUUGCACCGUCUCACUAUCAAUCUACGGCGCCCAUGUCGUACAACCACAACCCCUACUCUCGCCCGGCAUCACAGCCUCAGCACGCCGCAAUACAUCCGGGGCCUCAGCAGACGAACUCCCUUCCUCCCCCACCGCGUGGUAUGAGCGGCACCCCCGGUGCUCCGCCUCCGCCUCCACCUAAGCGCGAUAAUGGUGGUUGGAAUGAUGCACCUUCCCUCGCCCAGCGACGUAAUAAUGCAGGUAGUGUGAGUAGGCCGGCAGCGAUCAUCUCCCCGUUUCCCAACGCCCCGGCAUCGCCUAGUGUUCCGUCCACUCCGUUCUCAGGUCAUGGGCAACCGCCCCCGACACUGCCUCCGCCGCCUCGUCCCGGCAGCGUGCAGUCCCUCCCGCCACCUCCACCGCAGGGUCAGCGUUUGCCACCUCCGCCCCCCCAGGGAGGCGGAAGGCCGUACCCGACUCGUCCACCAUCUGGACCUCCUGGAACUCAGCCUAUGAUGGCUCCCCCCGGCCGUGUCAUGAUCUCUCCGCCGCCUGCUCCCGGUAUGGCUAGGGCGCCUCCGCCGUCCAUGGUUAACACGUACGCUCCGCCUCCUGGACCUCUGUCUGGUCAGACUCCGCCGCAGGCGCAUAUGCAUUUGCCACCCGCGCCCGGUGUUCCUGUCCCUGGACCGUCGGGGCCGUAUGCACAUGCGACGCCGCCUCCGCAGGGCCCGCCUAUCGCCCAGGGACCUCCUCCCUUUGCUCGGCCACCCCCACAGAAUCAGCAACCGCAAAUCGGGGGCUUUGUGCCGCCGCUCCCGCGAGCUGGACAAGCGCCUUCCGGUCCUCCGCGUAAUGGGUCCGCUGCCCCGCCUGCUGCCCCGCGGGCGGCUGCUGGCCCUCCGCCGCCUAAGUAUCCCCCGGGAGAUCGUGAGCAUAUCUCGGACGAAAUGCGGCCGGUAUACACGGUGAUCUCUGGCCAGUUGGAGCAUCUGAAGCAGACCACUCCGCCCCAGCAGCGUCGUCUAGUGGAUGAUCUCGAGCGCAGGAUCAAUCCGCUGUUCGACGCUCUCAAUUGCGACACGCUUUCGAAGCCUGUCCAGGAGAAACUCCUUGUGCUGACUAGAGCUAUGGAGGCGCAUGAUCGCGAUGCUGCCAUGGGAUUGCAUAUGGAUCUGCUCACGACUGGAUCGCUGACGGAUGAUAUCGGGUUGUGGAUGUCGGGAGUCAAGCAGUUGAUCAUGAGGCUCUGAUGGUGCUACCUGGUCUCAUGAACACCGUGGCGUUCGCGCCAUAAAAAUGUGAAUGGACUAGAGGCAGUAAUAACUGGCUGUCUGAGGAUUUACGAUACCAUUGAUGUCUUUCUAAGUUCUGCAGAUGUCGAAUGUCGCAUCGGUUACGUUCGUCUGCAUCUUUGCUCAAUCAUCCGAUGUUAGUAUGCCUGAAGUGCUUCGGAAGCGUGUGUAGGUAUGGUCUAUCGGCUCGCAAUUAGAGGUCAUCGCAG
Messenger RNA from Postia placenta MAD-698-R-SB12, 4496 nucleotides. RefSeq lists its product as hypothetical. The transcript is spliced from 11 exons. Gene Ontology annotation, biological process: COPII-coated vesicle cargo loading; intracellular protein transport; endoplasmic reticulum organization. Lineage: Eukaryota; Fungi; Basidiomycota; Agaricomycetes; Polyporales; Adustoporiaceae. The record is from RefSeq and is a predicted model, not a curated record. Gene Ontology annotation, molecular function: structural molecule activity; protein binding. Gene Ontology annotation, cellular component: endoplasmic reticulum exit site; COPII vesicle coat. Bases 1 to 4245 code for a protein of 1414 amino acids.